UUACCCACCUUACCCUGUUGGACCUUUCAGGUAACAGUUUCAGUGGUCAAAUUUCUUCCAUUUUCCUGGGGAGAUUUCCCAAUCUUGAGGAAGUACGAUUGAGCGCAAAUUUUCUCCAGGGACCCAUCCAUUCUCAUUUCUUUUUUCUUCCAUCACUAAGUUUGUUGGAGUUGUCCAAUAACCAAUUCAGUGAAGUCAUAAAUGAUCCUAUUCCCAUUCACAACAUUUCUUCUAUUUCUAAUCCACGGAUGUUUUCCUUGGAUGGAAACAACUUGAAAGGACAAGAUCUGAUGAGAUCAAUUUCCAAAAUCACAGGAACAUUUGAGAUACUUGACCUUUCAUUCAAUGACUUUAGCUACAUGGUGGAAGAUACAAAUCUUUCUUAUGAUACUUUGUCCAUCAAUAGUAGCAGUGGUGACAACUUUGUCAAUGCUCAAAUUCAUAUGUUGUUCAUGCAAUCUUGCAAUAUUAGUAGAUUUCCAGAUUUCCUUAGGAACCAGAAGGAAUUGUCUCAAUUAGACCUUUCUAGUAAUAGAAUUAAGGGUGCGGUACCCAAAUGGAUAUGGCAAAAGAAGAAUUUGACAGUACUAGACCUUUCUAACAACUCAUUGACAGGUCUGGAAUUGCCAUUAUCUACUAAUAAUUCCUCCUCCUUCAAUAUUAGAUAUCUUGAUCUUCACUCAAACAAGAUACAGGAUUGUCUCUCUACAGCUCCUUGCUUUCUCCAAACAUUCAACCAAUCUAACAGUGAGUUUGUUUCUCCUGUCUUAGGGAAUCUCACCUCCCUUCUCUCCAAAGCUACUUUCUUUUCAAUUUCAGAUAAUAAAUUAACUGGAAAAAUUCCUUCCUCAAUCUGCAAUGCAAGUAAUCUGGAUAUUUUGGAAUUGUCCAAAAACCAAUUGAGUGGAACCAUCCCAACAUGUCUUGGCAAUAGCAAUUUGGGGGUACUAAGUUUAGAGAGCAACAAAUUACAAGGUCCUAUUCCUUCUACAUUCAGAAGUGGAUGCAGUCUACAUACACUUAAAAUUAAUAGAAACAUGCUUCAUGGACAAGUUCCAAGAUCGUUGGCUAACUGCAAGGAAUUGGUAGUGUUAGAUAUUGGGGGCAACGAGUUGAAUGGUACCUUCCCAUAUUGGUUGGAAAGUCUCUCUAAAUUGCAGGUACUUGUCAUAAGAUCUAACAACUUUGGUGGUUCCAUUGGACAAAUCUCCCAUGUUGAUUCUCCCUUCCCAAAGCUACAUGUCUUUGACAUCUCUUGCAAUAUUUUUUACGGGGAAUUUACCAUUGCAAUAUAUUCUUCAUUGGAAUGCAAUGAUGACUGAUGAGAACAAUGCUGAUUUGAAUUAUUUAAGUUUUCAAGGUCACAACUACUAUGAGGACACAAUUGCCAUUGUGGACAAGGGAAUAUACUUCGAGAUGGGUAGUAUCUUAACAGCCUUCACCACUGUAGAUUUAUCCUACAACAAAUUCAAUGGCAGGAUUCCAAAUGCAAUGGGCGACUUAAAAUCACUUCUGCUCCUAAACUUGUCAGGAAAUAGCCUCACGGGUCAAAUUCCAUCCUCAUUGGGAAAUCUAAUCAAGCUGGAGUCAUUGGAUCUUUCAAGAAACAAUCUCUCAGGACAAAUCCCCAGCCAAUUGACAAGUUUGACAUUCCUCUCAAUCUUGAAUCUAUCUGAUAACAACCUCAUAGGAAGUAUACCACAAGGUAACCAGUUUGGCACAUUUUUGAACAAUUCCUAUGAAGGUAAUGCAGGAUUAUGUGGUUUCCCGUUGUCAAGGAAAUGUGGAAUUACAGAUGGAGAAUUACAUCCAAGCUUGACAUUGAAACAAGAAGAAGAUUCAGAAUGUUUACUUGAUUGGAAAUUUGCCAUAGCUGGAUAUUCCUCUGGUUUAAUAAUUGGAGUGGUCACAGGACAACAAUUGUUUUGGAGAAACAACCGAUGCUUUACGUUUGGUUUGAGAAUCAAAGGAUCCAGGCAGAGAAAAGGGUUAAAGAGCAAACAUCCCACGGGGGAAGUUACCAUUGUGAUAUAUUUUUCAUUGGAAAGCGAUGAUGAAUGUAACAAUUCAGAUUUGAGUUACCUCAGUUUCCAAGCAAAGACUUCCGGCUACCACUAUCAAGACACAAUUGCUAUUGCGUACAAGGGACUAUACUUGAAAAUGCCGGGAAUUUUAAGCACCCUCGUCACCAUUGAUUUAUCCAAUAACAAUUUCAAAGGAAAGAUUCUAGAUGCUUUGGGCAAUUUGAAGACACUUAGAGUACUCAACUUGUCAAGAUAUAGUCUCACAGGUCAAAUUCCAUUUUCACUGGGGGAUCUAAGCGAACUCGAGUCACUAGAUCUUUCAAGAAACAAACUUUCAGGAGAAAUCCCAAGGCAAUUAACAAGUUUGACCUUCCUUUCAGUCUUGGAUUUAUCAUGUAAUAACCUCAUAGGAAGUAUACCACAAGGGAGCCAAUUUGACACUUUUUCAAAUGCUUCCUAUGAGGGAAAUGCAAGACUAUGUGGGUUGCCUUUGUCAAGGAAGUGUGGAAUAUCAGAUAGAGCACUACCUCCAACAUCAACGUUCCAACAAAAUGAUGAUUCAACACCUCUGCUUGAUUGGAAAUUUGUCGUAGCUGGAUAUUGCUCUGGUUUAAUAGUUGGGUUGAUCAUUGGACAACAAUUGUUUUGGAGAGGCAACCGAUACUCUGUAUGUGAUUUGAGAAUCAAAGGAUCCAAGCAAAGAAAAGGAAAAAAGAGGAAACAACACAAUAGAGGGAAAUGAAUCAAUG
Messenger RNA from Telopea speciosissima, 2773 nucleotides. RefSeq names its product receptor-like protein Cf-9 homolog. The transcript has 2 exons. Gene Ontology annotation, molecular function: protein binding. NCBI's taxonomy places the organism in Eukaryota, Viridiplantae, Streptophyta, Magnoliopsida, Proteales, Proteaceae. The record is from RefSeq and is a predicted model, not a curated record. The coding region runs from base 1213 to 2766 and encodes 517 amino acids.